ACGUGGAGCCCGGCCGGCCAUGGGCGAGUUCCAGGUGCACCGAGCGCGGCUCUUCGCCUUCGUGCCGUCCGGCGUCCGCUGCCUGGCCGUCCCCGGCGCCCGCCCGUCCCACCGCCGCCUGGCCGCCGCCCGCCUCGACGGCGCCGUGGAGCUCUACGACCUGCAGGCCAACGGCGCCCAGGAGAAGGUGAUCCCGGGCCACGAGGCGCGCGCCCCGGAGGCGCUGUGCUGGGCGGCGGGCGAGCGGCUCUUCGGCGCCGGGCUCGACGGGGCGGUGCUGGAGUACGACCUGCAGAGGCUGCGCGUGAAGGGCUCGCUCGACGCCUUCGGGGGGCCCCUCUGGAGCAUGGCGGCCGACCCCUCCGGCGCCCGGCUGGCGGUGGGCUGCGAGGACGGCUCCGUCAAGCUCUUCCGAGUCGGGGCGGAUGGAAUCCAAUUUGAAAGGCAGCUGGACCGGCAGAAAGAGCGCAUCCUCUCUCUAUCCUGGCAUCCUUCUGGGACCAAGAUCGCAGCUGGCUCCAUCGACUGCAUUUACAUCUUUGACCUCGAAUCUGGGCACACCAGCCAGCGGAUCCUGGUAGAAAGGCGUCUGCAAGGCCCCUCCAGCCAGAAAUGCCUGGUGUGGGGCCUGGCCUUCCUUUCUGAUGGCACCGUGGUCAGCGUGGAUUCGGCUGGAAAAGUGCAGUUCUGGGAUUCGGCGAUGGGCACUCUGCUCUCCAAGCACCCCGUCAGCAAAGCUGCGGUGCUUUCUGUGGCCGUGGCUGAGGCAGAAGACAGUAUGGUGGUUGGCACGUCAGAGGGGACGGUGUAUCAGUUCCAACUGCUACCAGUGAAGCUGGGCAGCUCUGAGUGCGAGUGGGUGCGGACCAGACCCUUUCGGCAUCACACUCACGAUGUGCGGACGGUGGCUCACACCGCCACAGCCUUCAUCUCUGGAGGGCUGGAUGGGCAACUUGUGAUCCGACCCCUGAUGGAGAAGGUGGACUCCAAGUCCUAUGAUGCUGCCCUCCGAACAAUCACCUUCCCCCACAGGCGCCUCGUCUCCUGUGCCAGGACAGCCCGGCUCCUCCUCUUCCAGUACCCCCAGCACCUGGAGCUCUGGCGACUUGGCACCACCAACGUCUUCGGAAGGCCUGGUGAGGUCCUGCCAGUGUCCUGCCCCCCCCAGAACCUGCUCCAGCUGAAGGCCAAGGGCCCCGAGCACAUCCGCUCCAGCUGCCUCUCCCCGUGUGGCGGCUGGAUUGCCUACUCCACAACUAGCAGGUUCUUCCUGCAUCGGGUUCAGCUCGCCGGUGACCACGUUUCCAUCAACCGAGUUCGCAAGACCCCCAGGCUGAACGGCUCAGCCCACAGCCUCCUUUUUUCUGGCGACGCCACCAGGCUCUUCCUGGCAUCGGAUCGGGGCUGCGUGCAUGUGCUUUCGCUCUCGCAGUCAGGGAUCUGCAGGCAUCUAUACACGCUUCGUCCAAAUUCAGAGAGGUUGGAAGCAGUGCAUCAGCUGGCAGUGAGUGCGGAUGGCAGGUGGUUGUGUGCAGCAGGUGGAGACCGGGAAAUCUGCAUCUAUAACUUGGAAAACACCAAGCUUCACUGCUCUGUGCCAGCCUACGAGUGCCCAGUGACCGCAAUGGCAAUCCAUCCGCUGACCAAUAACCUCAUCGUGGCGCAUUCGGAUCAGCAGCUGUUUGAGUUCAGCAUCCAGGAGGGAGGCUACACGCCCUGGAGCCGGAAGCUGCAACAGCUGGGCCUGCACAAGGAUUGGCUGGAGCGAGACACACCCAUCACCCACAUUACCUUCCGCCCCGGGCACUCCUCGCAUGUCUUGCUGCACGACACGUACAUGUUCUGCAUCCUGGACAUGUCGCUGCCACUGCAUGAGGAUGCUGCGGCCUCAAAGAAGCUGGAGCCACACGUGAAAACGAUCCAGCGUGGUCGUGGCCGUGCCUUCAAGGUCUGCAAGAAGUUCCAGCCUCUGCUCUUUGUGGAUUUCCUGGAUGACAACUCUUUGGUGGUGAUGGAGCGGCCGCUGAUGGACAUCAAAGCCCAGUUGCCACCACCCGUCUAUCAGAAGAAGUUUGGGACCUAACGUGCUGCCCUGCAGGGACCUCCGAGGAUCUUUGCAGAGGCCGUGCUUCAUUGAGGGGCUCCCGGUGCCCCUCCCGUCAGAAGCAGGGGGCUGCGUGUCUGGCUGGGAAAGAGAGGCACCCCUCGUAGUAGUUAACCUCUUGUGCCUGGGAGCCAGGACCGCCAUGGGCCUCCUCACUCGGGACUUGGUCCAGCCUUGGCUGCUGCUUUUCUCUGAACCUUCCUGGUGAAGAAUUGCAAAGAGUUACUUCCUGUUUUCUGCACGGUGUGUCGGGGCUCAUCCCUUGGCCAGAAAGGAGCAGCCGCAUCGUCUCUGGGAGAAGCCUGUGGCCGGCAGCCAAGGGGCCAGCAGACUUCCUUCAGGGCCGCCCUGGGACCCCUUGGCUCUGCCUGCCCAGGCAGGCAGACCAGGAACCCUGAUUUCCGCCCCAUCAAACCAGAAGAGCAAAGUCAGCAGCUGCCUUGACCUGCUUUGUUUUGUGUUUCUCCAGGAAGACUUUGUGUGUGUGUGUGUGUCCCUGCAUUUGCAGAGGGAGAGAAGGAAGUGAACAGCCUGUUCGCUGCUGCUGUUCAGUGGAGCCUGAAGGUCGUGUGUCCCUCUUGGCCUGCUGGCCAGUGUUAGCAGCCCCUCCCUCCCGGUCUCCUCCCCCUCCCGCAGGCCCAUGUUGGGCGGGCAAAGCACAGGGUGGCUCCCGCUUUGGGUAGGAAAGGCUGCUGUGCCCAGUGCAGCCAAAGGAAACUCCCUCUCUGGGGCAGGAAAGGUUUGCUCAUGUUUCAAUAAAGACCCU
Molecule: messenger RNA, 2870 nt
Organism: Notechis scutatus (mainland tiger snake)
Lineage: Eukaryota; Metazoa; Chordata; Lepidosauria; Squamata; Elapidae
Gene: UTP4
Product: UTP4 small subunit processome component
Biological process (GO): maturation of SSU-rRNA from tricistronic rRNA transcript (SSU-rRNA, 5.8S rRNA, LSU-rRNA)
Cellular component (GO): t-UTP complex; 90S preribosome; small-subunit processome
Molecular function (GO): RNA binding; protein binding
Source: RefSeq, a predicted model, not a curated record